AUGUCGAAUAUCGUUAGAUCUACAUUGCAACAAGCUACCAAGGGUCAAGAGUAUGAAGAACUAGAGUAUGUCCUUGAUUCAACAUUCUGCUCAACUCUUGUCCUCGAUAUAGCCGACUCUAUCGCAUCGAUCAUUGAUGUGGGCCAAGACUCAAUCAAUGAAAUCGAACCAGAAGAAACAUGUGUACCCAAGAUACAGAGGAUCAUCCAUCCACAUCUUCUCACUAGAUUGGUUCAAAAGAUACAUUACUGUCCAUUCUACCAUUUCCUAGCUAGUGCAGCAUUGUCAAAUGACUUUGACAUCUUUAUCCAAAUCUACAAGAUUGGAUACCCAGCCAACAAGUUUACAACCUAUCAACUCGUCAAAAUCCUUGCUUUGGUAAUCAAUGCCGGUUACUAUAUGUUUGCUAAAAGGUUUUUACUGUGUAUUACUCAUAUCGACCUCUCCAUCAUGUCACAUACAACUUGUCAAAAGGCAAUCAAUACUUUAUUCAAAUUAUAUUUUGAAUUACUCUCUCAAGAUCUCAAGCAACGACAACAAGAUGUUGCACCCAAGGAAAUCGAUAUAAACUAUCAAAAAAUGGCAUAUGAAAUUUUAAAAUUGGUUGGACCAUCCUAUCGUCAACAUGAAAUAAUCUACUAUGCAUCUGGAGUGACAGAUGAUCAAUUUAAAAAACUUUGGAAUAGAUAUUCACAGACCAAUCGAUUGGACAUUCAAAAAUGGUUGGCUAAUCCAUCACAACAUCUUAAACAACAACAAUUAAAAUCAAGAUAUGAUCAACAAUUCUUGAAUCAUUUACAAAGAAUUUAUAAACAUUUAAAACGAAAUCAAUUAAAAAAACAACAACAACAACAAAAUGAAUCAACUCAAAUUAAAACUAGAUUAAAUCCACCUCCUUUGGAAAUUGAAUAUAUUGGAAUUUGGAAUCAAUGUUUAGAACAAUAUUAUUUCAACAAAGAUAAUAAGAAACACAAAUCACUAUUAAUGUUUGAAUCAUCUGAUGGAAUUGAUAAAAAUAAUGGUAGAUUAAAUAAAUUGAUAACAACAUCAAUUUAUUUUAAUAAUGAUAAAGUAUUGGAUUACUUUUUAAAUAGAAUUAAAAAAGAGAUUGGACCGUUUCAAACUAUGGUUAUAGAGAAUGAAAAAGAAGAGGAUGAAGGAAACAUUGGUAUGUCUGAAGAUUCAUUUGAUGUUUAUGUUGGUGACCCCAAUCCAAUCAGUACAAAGGUAUUUAAUAUAUUGGUUGAUGACAAUGUGAUGCAAUUGGUUGCAGAGGCAAUGGAACAAGACAAAACCCAAGUUAUACGUCAUCUUCUCAGGAAACCAUACAAAUUACAUUCUCUCAAUGUAAUCUCUUCCAACACCACGAUAAGAGAGUGUGCCAGAAAGAAUGAACUACAAAUAUUAAGAUUGGUAAAUUCUGACUUUGGAGAACCACCUGAUCCACCCAUUAAAGAGGAUGGAUUGUUAAAAGAUAUUGUUACUCGGUCGUUCCAAAGAUUUUAUCAAAAGGAGUGGAAAUUUGGAAGGUCAUUACAAAAUGGAGCAGAAACUGUUGUAAAGUAUAUUUUCGAGUUGGCACAAAGAGAAAGGUUCAAAAUUAAAUUCCAUGCUCUCAAGAGUAUCGAUCCAAUUUUUUGUUCAAGAGAUUAUAUCAAUCUAUUAAAUGAACAUAUUGCACCAACCAUUAAACAAGCCUCAAAGGGCAAAGAAUAUGUAGAACUAGAUUUUGUACUCGAAUCACCAUUUGCAAAAUCACUUAUCAUGGAUGUUGUUGAUACAGUUCAAUCAAUCAUUUCAAUACCUGGUGACUCUAACUAUCAUUUGAUUGAAAGAGUGGCAGAGUAUGUUGAUCAAAAUACCGAAAAAUGCAUUACCCAGUUAUCAUCGAUUGGCAAGUACAUCACCGACGAGUAUUCUGCAACACGUGACCAAUUAGUAUCAAUCAUUGGAAAGAUUCUUGAUGACACUGACUUUGAUGAAACCCAAAACCUGCCAAUGUCCUAUUAUUCAAGUUUCCCUCAAAUGGUAUCUACCUCCACCAUUUGUCGAAAAAAUGGUCACUACGACAAGAUAUGUCCAUUUUACUUCUUCCUCUCGAGUGCAGCCAUUUCAACCGACGUUGCUAUCUAUCAACGUGUAUAUGAUAUUGGUUAUAACCAAGAAGGGGAUGAAAGAGAGGAGAUAGAAUUCCUUGAAGUCACACCAAUCGAAAUGGAUUCAUUAUCUAUUGAACAAUUCAAAAAGGCAAUCAAUAAGAUAUUCAAAUUAUAUUUUAACCUUUUAAAAAAAUAUUUGGAAUCAAAACAAGAAGUAGAACAAGUAGAAGUAGAUUAUCAACAACUUGCAAAUGAUAUUUUAGAAUUAGUAGAAUUUGAUAUUCAAAAAUGGUUUUCAACAGUUCAACUCAAACAAUUAAAAUAUGAUGAAAAGUUUGCAAAUCAUUUAGAAAGAAUUUAUAAUCAUCUCAAACAAGAUCAAUUAAAACAAUAUCAAACAAUUCAAAUUAAAUUAGAUCCACCUCCUUUGGAUUUAAAAUAUAUUGCAAUAUUAAAUCAAUGGUUAUAUAAAUAUUAUUUCAACAAAGAUACUAAUAAUAAUAAUAAUAAUAAUAAUAAUAAUAGUUUAAUCAAUAAUUAUACUCAAAAAGAAUAUAAUCAAUUUAUAGAUAGAGCAAUAGAAAUUGGUUUCGUUCCCAAUCAAUUUAAAAAAUAA
Molecule: messenger RNA, 2715 nt
Organism: Cavenderia fasciculata
Lineage: Eukaryota; Evosea; Eumycetozoa; Acytosteliales; Cavenderiaceae
Exons: 10
Coding region: 1-2715 (904 amino acids)
Source: RefSeq, a predicted model, not a curated record